AUGACAACUAAAAAAAUAACAAAAUUUCCUUUACCUAAUGCUACAAAACCUCGUUAUAUGGUUUCGAAAAAAAUUGAAAUCAAUGAAUUACCUGAUGAUGUUCUUCUAUAUAUUUUUCGUUAUUUAACACCUAUUGAUUUACUCAAUAUUGGCAUUGUCUGUCGACGAUGGUAUUCAAUCUCACAAGAUGAAAGUCUUUGGCGUUCAUUAGUACUUUCCUAUGGCCUUCAUCAAAUAUCAUCCACGUCACCAAGUAAGCAACGAAUACAAACAUAUUUAAAUCAACAAAUAAAAACUCAAUUAAAAUCUCUUUUUCCAAUUAAAUUCGAUAUAUUAAAAUCUUAUACCGGUAUUCCUGAUUAUCAAAAAAUAUUUAACAAAUUUGCUGAUCAAUUUAACUUUCUUCUUGCAUUUUGUGAUGAUAAACAUAAUAUAAUAUGGUCUCAAAAACAUGAUACAAUGAAAUUUUUUGAUACAAGUAUGUCAAUUCGUUGGCUUGAAACAACAAUGCCAGAAUUUUUAUCUCGUGUACAUUUUCUUCGUCUUUUUUCAAUUGUUUCAAUUGAUAUAAAUACACGUCCAAAUCGUAUACGUUUACCAAAAACGAAUGAACAAUUAUCUGAUAUAACACAAAAACCUAUUCAACAUACACAAAAAAUUCAAUCUUUAUUACAUGAAUAUUCAUUUGAUUGGAAUUUAAUUAAAACAAAAUCUAUAUCAUUAACAAACGAUAUUAAGUCACCAAUUCGUAUAUCGAAAUUAUCAAAUGAAGAUGAUUUUUUAAUAGCUAUCUAUGAGCAAGAUAAAUCAUUUGCUUUUCUUGUUUUUAAUAUUAAUUAUUUAUCUUUUCAUGAACUUUUUUUUACUGGUCUUCGUACAACAAAUUCAAUCAUUAAUAAUAAACCAUUAUCUCAAAUGAUUAUUCCAAAUCAUUUUCCAAAAUUAAAUGAUCUUGAAGUAUCAGUUUUUAUUUGUUUUCGAAAUAUGACAACAAUAUUUCUUCAACAUCGUUUUCUUAAUUGUCGAUUAAAAUUUUCUAAUAUACCUAUUAUUGAAUUAAUACGUACAACUGAUAUGACACAAGAAUUAGGACCUGAAUUAGUAGAUUUACCAAAAUUUAAUUGGAAAACAGGCCUUUUUAAAGGAUCUAUUACUGAUAUAUUUCUUAUUGAUAUUGUUGUCUUAAAUGAACGUAAGAAUGUUUCAUUUAGUAUUACACUGCCAGCUACACUUGCACCUGGUAAUGGUAAUGAACAUAGUCAAGGAAAUGAUUAUAUUCUUUCAUCAAAUGUAUGGAAUAUAAAAGCUGUAUCACAGUGCAAUAAUCGUAUUCGUCUUGAUGGCACAAUAAUGCGGCUUGAUAGUGAAUAUUGUGCUCUUGGACGAGAUUCCCAAUCAUGGCAUUUACAAAAUAUGACAUGUUCUUUUUAA
Molecule: messenger RNA, 1431 nt
Organism: Rotaria sp. Silwood2
Lineage: Eukaryota; Metazoa; Rotifera; Eurotatoria; Philodinida; Philodinidae
Source: the annotation of a GenBank genome assembly